Molecule: messenger RNA, 815 nt
Organism: Helianthus annuus (common sunflower)
Lineage: Eukaryota; Viridiplantae; Streptophyta; Magnoliopsida; Asterales; Asteraceae
Exons: 2
Coding region: 8-727 (239 amino acids)
Source: RefSeq, a predicted model, not a curated record
GCAGUGGAUGAAAGAUAGUGAUACAAAGGCUCAAGUUUGUGAAAUCUUGAAGUGGUUUUUGGGCAUGGCUUCUUGCAUAUCAAAUUGUGUUUGCCUCUUUGGUUGGAAUAUAGGCAAAAACAAAACCUCUGAUAAACCUCAAACUAAUUACCAUAAUCUUGAUCUCCCCUUUCCUUCUUCUCUACUCAACAAAACUUUCCUCAAUGGGAAGGAACUAAAAUGCUGCUACAAGGCCACCUCAGACGGCUUUAGCGCGACUUCGUUUCAUGAGUGUAGCGAUUUCAAAGGCCCGUGUGUAAUAAUCGGCUACACCAACAACUCAUUCAAGUUUGGAGCAUUCAAUCCCGAAGGAUAUCGCAGCACGGAUGAUUACUACGACUCAUUUGACGCUUUCUUGUUUUAUUGGGCCGAGGAAGAGAAAGACGAGCCCAUUGUGUUGCCUAAAGUAGGAGGGAGUGGUGCAGCCCUUUUUGAUUAUGCUCGUGGCGGGCCACAAUUUGGGGCUGAUGGGCUCCUGAUCGGGCCACCACUCGCACCCGUCAUGGGUGGGUUUGCAGGGCCCGAGACGAACUCGGGUGUCGGAGUUUUGACUCAAGCAAGGUCAAGAUUGGGAUUGUCUUAUGCUAAAAGGCCAGAUGGAAAAGAGUCUUUGUUUGGAGAUGAAUCCAAAGCUUCUCUUGAAGAAGUGCUAGUUUUUUGUAGUCCUCAAAUUGCAAGCUUAUACUAAAAGUCUAAAAACUGUGCUUUACCAACUUGUACUUUAUUUUUUGUAAAUUCAUUAGCCCAAUAUUUUGAAGUGCAUAGGAAUUCUAGAA